AUGGAGAUCUUUAACGACCUAAGCCGUAAGCUGGUGUUUCCAAUAGACUAUCCGUCCCAGCGGCGAGUUGCAAAGCUGACAGACAUAAUACUCGGUUCCGGGACGCUCGUCAGCUGCUUGCUUGGCUUCUAUGCCGGUUCCCUGUCACUAACGCUAUAUGCCUUUGCUGCAGCCUACGGGCUCGCGCUACUACUGGUGGUCCCUGCGUAUGGCAAGUAUCGACAGCAGAAGCUAGCGUGGGUAGGCAGUGCCGCCGCGACCACCAAAGAUUUAUAG
Molecule: messenger RNA, 276 nt
Organism: Eremothecium gossypii ATCC 10895
Lineage: Eukaryota; Fungi; Ascomycota; Saccharomycetes; Saccharomycetales; Saccharomycetaceae
Gene: SPC1
Product: signal peptidase complex subunit SPC1
Exons: 1
Coding region: 1-276 (91 amino acids)
Biological process (GO): protein targeting to ER
Cellular component (GO): signal peptidase complex; endoplasmic reticulum membrane
Source: RefSeq, marked provisional